Molecule: messenger RNA, 777 nt
Organism: Trifolium pratense (red clover)
Lineage: Eukaryota; Viridiplantae; Streptophyta; Magnoliopsida; Fabales; Fabaceae
Exons: 1
Coding region: 1-777 (258 amino acids)
Biological process (GO): gene silencing by siRNA-directed DNA methylation
Source: RefSeq, a predicted model, not a curated record
AUGGGAGAUCAACCGGUGACGAAAACAGAGUUUGAUGGUGCCAUAGCGGGUUUAACCGGGGCCAUCACCGCUCUGACAACACAGAUGACGACGUUAUCCAACAACGUUAACAACAACAGAAUCAAUCCGAAUAGGGGAGGAGAACGAAUUCCGGUUAUUAGGGUUCGUAAUAACAACCAAACUAUUGUUACCUACAUAAAAUCAGAACAUACGCGUGGUGAAUCUGAUUUGGAAUACUAUGAGCGUAGAUACUACAAAAGGUUGAAGGAUGAUUACUACACGUUUAAAAUCUCUGAUUCGACAUAUCGUUGUCCGUUUUGUUGCAACAAAGAUUACUCCUUGUCCGACCUUUUGAGACAUGCUUACAGAAUGUCAGGUAACUUGCGUAAGACGAUUAAAGAUAUUGCUAAACAUUCUGUUUUGAUAACGUAUAUUAAUUGGUAUGUUAAGGUUAAAUUCGAUGAAGCAUGGAGCCUCAUCAAUAAUUCCAACAACAACAAUCAUGCCAACAAUUUUCAACUACGUCACAUAGCUAAUGAAACCCUAGAUGAUAACCAACCAUCUCAUCCCGAGAAACUUGACGAUUCUGCUGAUAAAUCCAAACCGAAAGAAACUGAAGUAGUUGUUGAACCAGAUGUUUCAGUUGAAGGUGAAGAAUCCAAAGAUGAAAAUAAAGAGGCCGAUGAAGUCGAGCAAGUUCACGAUGUUAUUAGAGAUUCCCAACACGAUGAAGUCUAUACAUCAAUAUUAGUUAGAGAGGGAAUACAACAAUAUUAA